CACAUGACACUGACAGUGAUCGACAUGACGGUAGUUGUUUUUCCUUGAAUUUUGUUUUCAGUCUAUUUUCUUCAAAAUAUUCUUAAAAAUCAUCAUAAAAAACAUAGCCAUAUGGAUAAUUUGUGAUACUAAGCAGUAGGCACGGUGUUUUUGUUUUACUUAGGAGUGGUUUUAGCUAGGAACAAUUACAAAAUGAGCAAUCAUUACAAUAAUAGGGGCAGGGCUGGCGAAACUGAACAAAUGGCCCAACCCCAGUGCCUGAAGGUUUUUAUACCAAGGGAUUACAGUGAAGGGACAGUGGUCAAGUUUAAAAAUAGUUUUCCACCAGAGCUAGAAGGACGGUUAGAGAAACAAGCCUUUGAAUCAACAAUAAACAGACUGAACGCUUAUUUUGCUGAAGCUGAAAAGGCAACUUGUUCUACUUAUUGUGAAGGUUGUCUAGCAUGUCUCACAGCUUAUCUUGUAUACCUCUGUAGAGAAACUCAUUACGACAAGUGCUUGAAAAAAGUAUCCAAGUUCAUUGCCGAGCAAAAUGAAAGAAUAUACGAACCGAGAGGUUUAAAAUUGACUGAUCCCAGUUUAAGAGGGCUGAGAGUUUUAGAGAUUAGCUGUCUGGACCGACCUCCUAACGCAUGACUUACACUUUCACACUCUACUCAAGAGUUUUUCAUGUGAAUUGAAGAAAGAAAACAACAAAUAGUGUUCAUUUAUUUUUUGGAAGCAACAAUAACAUGUUGUGUGUGGACUAGCAGAAAUUAGGCUGUGAGGAGAUAAUUCUUAUUAUUUUUUAAUAUCACACUCGAGAUUUCUGUAAAACAACAGGAAAAUGAUGGUUUUUAUACAGCAUUUUUUGCCAGUUUGUUCAGAUCUACUUUUUACUAUAUAGUUACUAUUUCUUUUUGUUAUAACAUGCACUGUUUAAAUUUUAAAGUCCUAUAUUUUUAAGCAUAAUUUAACUUUAGUUUUAAGUAACUAGCAUAUAUUUUGGUUAAUUAGUGUUUAUUUUAAUAUAAGCAAGAUCUAUAAGGUGUAUAAUUGUUGUUAAUUGAAACUAAUUUAAUAUUAACUUUAAGUCCUUUUAUAUAUUUGCAUUAAUGUCUUCCUAAAUUGUAAUUUAAAUAUAUUGAGUAUGUGCUUACCUAAUUUUGGUUUAGAUAAAUGAUUUAUAUUUGAGGUUGAAAUUCCUGGUGUAAUAUAUAGUGAGACUUAAUACAUUAAAUGUGUGUAAUUUACA
Molecule: messenger RNA, 1234 nt
Organism: Sitophilus oryzae (rice weevil)
Lineage: Eukaryota; Metazoa; Arthropoda; Insecta; Coleoptera; Curculionidae
Product: golgin subfamily A member 7
Exons: 3
Coding region: 193-636 (147 amino acids)
Biological process (GO): peptidyl-L-cysteine S-palmitoylation; protein targeting to membrane
Cellular component (GO): palmitoyltransferase complex
Source: RefSeq, a predicted model, not a curated record